AUGGAGGAGGUUCUCGUGGACAAGAGGCCGUACGGAGAGUCGACCGUCACCCAGGUGGUGGGCACGACUCAACUGUUCGAAGGAGGUCAGAUGCGUCGGGUGCCCAUGCCCACGCCCGACCCCAAAGAUCCUCUCAACCUGCCCAUGUGGCGCAAGUGGGCCGCCAUCAUCACUCUCGCGCUGUUUGGAGCCCUCGCCCUCUCGGCAGAGGCCAUCAUCGGCGCCCUGGUCCCCAUCUUCGUCCUCGAGUACGCCGGAAUCGACCCCAAGAUCCUCGGCUCCAUCGACCUCAGCGCACUCAACUUCAGCACUCCAGGAGGCAAGCCUGAAGAUCCUAUCCAGCUGCUGUCGAGCCUGGGUGGUCCGCCAAUCUCCAAGGUUGACCUGCUCUCCACGCUCCCUAUCCUCGUCAACGGCGUCGCAUCCUACAUCUUGGUACCACUGUCCAUUGCAUGGGGUCGGCGUCCCAUCCUCCUCCUCGCCGGCGUGUUGGCAUGGUCUGGAGGUCUCUGGGCAGGAUUCAGCCAGAGCCUCAACAGCCACAUCGCGGCAAGAGUCUUCCAGGGGUUUGGUGCUGGUGCGGUGGAGGCUCUCAUUCCUCUUAUCCUGCAGGAUAUGCUGUUCAUUAAUGAGAGAAACAAGGCCUUCUCUCUCAUCAGUGCUGGCCAGGGCCUGUUCAUCGUCUCCAUCGGCCUGACCAGUCCCCUGAUCAUCGUCAAGCUCAGCUGGCGCUGGAUCUACUAUAUCACCGCGGGAACUGGAAUCCUCGUCUGGAUCGGUAUGAUCUUCCUCGUCCCUGAGACGAGAUGGAUUCGGUCCCGGGAAGAACUUGCCGGCAAGGAAGUGUACCCGAUCCGCCCAGGUGAGAACCGUCCACGACUCGACUACGCAAAGUACGGCUACCGCUCCAACAAGGACGACUUUGGUGUCUUUGUCGUCAAGACAGAGUGGAAGCUCUGCAGAAAGUCCGUCAUGGAGACCAUCAAGGCGACCUUCUUCCCCAACGUGCUCUGGGUCAUCGCCCUGAACUCUAUCUUUGUUGGCUCGCUCUCGGCUACCACGCAGAAUGCCGCCGCCAUCAUCCUCGGCCUGAAGCUCAGCUUCAACCAGCUGGGCUUCGUUGUGCUGCCCAUCGUCGCCGCGACCCCCUUCGUGUGGCUCUUUGGCGGUUACUUGGCCGACAAGAUCUCAAACUACCGUGCAAAGAGAAACAACGGGCAGAGAGAACCCGAGUCACACUUGAUCAGUCUUGCAUUCCCCCUGAUCGCCGGCAUCGUUGGGCCGCUCUUGUUCGGGUAUGCAGGCGACCAUACAGAAGAGAGGCCCCUGGUUUACCUCCUCGUCGGGUUCUUCCUCAUCGGCUUCGGAGGGUUGACGAUGAAUACGCUCGUGAGCGUGUAUCUGGUCGAAAGUUAUCCUAAUUAUGCUGGGCCUGUCCUCGUAACCAUGUCGUCAUUCCGUCUCAUUGCCGGCUUCCUAAUCAGCUUCAAGUCAGCCGACUGGAUCCUGAGCCUUGGCUUCCUGAAGACAUUUGGAAUCUACAGCGGCAUCAUGGCCCUGUUCAGUCUCAUGCUCCCAGUGGUCUACAUGUAUGGCAAGCGCAUGCGCCUGUGGAGUGCGGGUCAGUUGGAGACCUCGUCUGAGGACUCUGAUGAUGCCAGGAGCAUGAAGAGCCUCGAGCUGGACAACAAGGCCUGGUCCUCAGAAGAUGCAUGA
Molecule: messenger RNA, 1716 nt
Organism: Cryphonectria parasitica EP155
Lineage: Eukaryota; Fungi; Ascomycota; Sordariomycetes; Diaporthales; Cryphonectriaceae
Product: MFS general substrate transporter
Exons: 3
Coding region: 1-1716 (571 amino acids)
Biological process (GO): transmembrane transport
Molecular function (GO): transmembrane transporter activity
Source: RefSeq, a predicted model, not a curated record